This is a messenger RNA of Triplophysa rosa, 2078 nucleotides long. RefSeq lists its product as uncharacterized. The transcript is spliced from 3 exons. Gene Ontology annotation, molecular function: DNA binding. NCBI's taxonomy places the organism in Eukaryota, Metazoa, Chordata, Actinopteri, Cypriniformes, Nemacheilidae. The record is from RefSeq and is a predicted model, not a curated record. Bases 1 to 2013 code for a protein of 670 amino acids. Gene Ontology annotation, biological process: DNA integration; DNA recombination.
AUGCCUCCUCCCGUUUCCACCGCCCACUUCCCGCGCCUGCCAAAUCGCCAAGCCUUCCCAGUCAAGCCUGACACCAUCAACACCUCAGCUUACGAGGUUUGCAGAAGCUUCAACGCAAACAGAAGUAGCCCAAAGAUUUUCGACAUGUUGUCAGAGGCAAUCUGUUGGAUUCUCUCUAACAACUACGCCAUCCCUUACCUCAUACAUCUACUAGACGAUUUCUUAAUCAUCUCGCCGCCCGAUUCCGUCCCGGCAGCACAUCUUUCCAAAGUCAAAGAAGUCUUAGCGAAACUCGGCGUCCCUCUCGCACAAGAAAAAACAGCGGGACCCAGCACGUCCAUCGAAUUUCUAGGCAUUAAGCUCGAUACGCUCAAAUUCCAAGCUUCUCUGCCAAAGGAAAAGAUCGAUAGGACGAUUUUGAUCGCUUCAUCCCUCAUAGACACGCCGUAUUGCUCUAAACGCGAGCUACUAUCAAUUCUCGGCCACUUAAAUUUCGCGAUGCACAUCAUCCCGCAAGGUCGCCCGUUCGUCGCGCAUCUCCUCUCCCUCGCAUCUUCCGCUCACGCACUAGAGGAUUCGAUCCAUAUAACCAGCUCUUGCAGCGACGAGCUCAGUCUAUGGAUCAAAUUCCUCAAACAAUGGAACGGAAUGUCCUUCUUUUACAAUGACAUGGUCUCUCUCCCCAUCGACAUACGCCUAUUUACCGACGCAGCUCCUUCCGUCGGUUUCGGGGGAUUUUACCAAGGCCGCUGGUUCGCGUCCACAUGGCCCCCCCAGCUCACAAGUCUACCGCAGCCUCUUGCGUCAUCAGCACUUUUUGAGCUGUACCCACUUGUCGUAGCAGCAUAUUUAUGGGGGAAAGAAUGGUCCGCCUCCAGCAUUAUAGUCCACUGUGACAACGAAGCAACGUUCAUUUCAGAAAUUCAGGCUGCUGGCGCCGGACGCGGAUCCCCUACCAACGCCUGUCCCUCCAUAUUCGGAAUUAAUCUUCAAGUGAACCACCCUCUAAAAGCCAUGCUAGACGCCUCCCUCAACUCCAUCAUUCAAGCCGUUUCCCCCAGGACCCUACUUUCUUACCUUACAGCAUGGAGGAAUUUCAAAACGUUUCACCGCUCAUACAACCUCCCCUUCCCGGAUUUCUCUCUCCUCUCCAUCACUUCAUUCAUCUCCUUUCUCAACACAACAAAAAAUCUCCAAGCCAGUUCAAUUAAAGGAUACCUGAGUGGAAUUCAGUUUUUUCACAAAUUAAUCUUCAACACACUCUCCCCAACCAUAGCCAGCCCCCAAGCAUCCAUGCUCAUCAAAGGCAUCCAGAGAGCCCAACCCACCCACCCGGACGCCAGACAACCAAUCACCAUAGAAAUUCUAACAAAAUGCAUUUCCACCCUUCGCAGAGGCUAUCACACCAAGCACACCGCACGCACACUCGACGCCAUGUUCAUUUUGGCCUUCUUCGGUUUCCUCAGAUGCUCAGAAAUCACCACCACGUCCAAAUUCGAUCCCUCAGUUCACCCCACCUUUUCGGAUCUAUCAGUGCUCGAUUCGGAAACCAUUUCAUUUUUUAUCAAGCGAAGCAAGACCGACCAGGCCGGGAGAGGCCAUUUCAUCUAUAUCUUCAAUCUCAAUUCCCCAAUCCAGCCUUAUCAAUCCCUCCUAGCCUACAUCCGCUUCAGACGAUCACAAGUUAAAUCUCCAUCCGAACCCCUCUUCGCAGAUGAUUUAAAUCACCCCGCCACACGUUUCUGGUUCCAAAAACAUCUUAAAUCCGUUUUGCUCCAUACCGGCAUCCCAGCAGAUCACUUCUCUUGCCAUUCUUUCCGCAUCGGCGCAGCAACCACGGCUGCCCAAAAGGGCCUCUCACAGCCCCAGAUACAAGCGCUCGGCCGAUGGUCAUCCAAAGCUUACAAAAGUUACAUCCGAACAGACCGCGCCCUCAUCAGAGAAGCACACCGGAACUCGAAUCGUCUAGCAUCAACCAUCUUCCAAACUUCUCCAUCAAACCACCAGCAGUAGUGACGCACCGUUCAACCCACAGGAGCCCGGCGCGCAUCUCGUACUCAGCUAAUUGGACCUCACCU